AUGAACAGCGAAGAUAACGCUAAAGCACAAGCUCGAUCUAUUCUUGGUCCAACCAAAGACGCUGAGUUUCUGCAAAGCUUCGUUCGCAUCGGUGUCGGCGAUGAGGAUGAAGAAAUACCAGUUCCAAAAGCCUCGAUCAGCAAACGCGCCCCACCUACCACAGACAAGAAUGAAUCUGUUGGUGAAGAUGAUAAACAACAAGACGACAGGAAGGAAUCGCUUAAGCCGAACAAGAGACGGUUCAGACGCAAACCUAAGCGGGAGAGGCGCAUUCGUCAGGAAGAACUUUACACUGACAAGGAUCGUGCUGCAGCUGUUGUUAUGGGCUCGAAGGAUAUCAAACUGUCUCUGAAUAUGAAAGACAAAGCAGAGCGAAGUAGCGCGUUGCAGAUACCAGCAGAAGCAGAUGCUGGGACACUGCUGGCUCUUGCACGAGCUGAGAUGAUGAGAGAGCGGUAUCGUACGGCUCUUUCAUUUGUAGAUAAGGCAAUAGAAUUGGCUCCGGAAGAAAAAGCUGCGUAUGUUGCCCGAAGCAAAUGCUACCUGCUGCUAGGAGAGCCAAAACUAGCAUUAACAGAUGCUGAAACUGCGUUGAAACUGGAUCCAAAGCAUGCCAAGGCUUUGCUGCGGAAAGCUGAAGCGCUCUACUAUUGUGGAGAGUUCGAAAUGAGUUUGGUACACUACCACCGUGGUUUGAGAGCGCGGCCUGAUCUAAGCGAAUUCAGACUUGGAGUACAAAAAGCUCAAGAAGCUAUAGAAAACACUAUUGGUUCGGUUAAGCAAGUUCAAAAGGGCGGUAAAAGAGCUAGCUCCAAGUCCCGCCCAGUUCUCGGUCAGCUGACGUCUGAUAAAAUCUACUUGGAGAACCUAUUGAAGAAUCCUGAUCUGGCUAUAGCAGAUAAAAAGAACGCGGUUGUCUUAAAGCAGGCGGAGGAGGCGAUUCGAUUUUUGGAGAAUCGAGAGGAGUUCUGGAAGCAGCAGCAAACAGCGAAGAGAAAUUAAUUAUAAGUAUAAUUAGAUACUUCCGGCAAAAUUGAAACUUGACCCACCUUAAUGUAAUUUCCCUACAUGACUGUAGGAAGGUCAAAAUUAGCUUGAACAUAAAUUUCCUAACUGUUGUUAUUUUAUAAGACACUUCACGGCCUUACAACUAAACUUGGUUAUAGAGUUGGUAUAGAGUUAUAUCUCAGAAUAACCCAAGAAUUUACAAUAAGACUUAGAUUUAAAAUUUUGCAUAUGACUGUCUUAUUCGGACGUAUAACGUUUCCCGUGUUUAUUUACAAGGCUGAUUGACAUUCGGAAAACUCCGGAAUUAUCAUUGUAUUGACAGUUUUGUCAGCGAUAUAGUCAACAUUUUGCAUAUUCUUGGAUUAUUAACAGGUACAACUUUAUUCCUAGUUUGUAAGGCGGUGACAGUCCACCAACAAUCUUUCGUGCAAAUAUCUAAACCAUUUUUUAUGAUUUUGAAAGAAUUAUCAGCAAAGAGAGCCAUGAAUCAAUUUUGUCAAUGGUACCAUAUA
Leptidea sinapis is the source of this 1520-nucleotide messenger RNA. RefSeq names its product outer dynein arm-docking complex subunit 4. Bases 1 to 1002 code for a protein of 333 amino acids. The transcript has 3 exons. Gene Ontology annotation, cellular component: cytoplasm. Lineage: Eukaryota; Metazoa; Arthropoda; Insecta; Lepidoptera; Pieridae. Gene Ontology annotation, molecular function: protein binding. The record is from RefSeq and is a predicted model, not a curated record.